AAUCCAAAACACAGGAGUUACUGCUUAUAUCAAAUAUAAUCCCAGCUAAACGCCAUCUUGCCGUCUGCUUCCUCAAGCCAGAGGCUUUGCGGACCAGGUUUUUAUUCGAGACUUUUCGAUCAUGGCAGCAACUGCCGAACAGCUUCUGGGUGUAGCCGUAGUCACUGGUGCUGGCGGUACAGGCAUCGGUGCCGCUGUGGCCAAAGGCUUCGCUCGUUCAGGAUGUACAAGCAUUGCUAUCACGGACAUCAAUUUGCAUAGCCUUGCCCAGACCAAAGGUGCUAUCCUUGCUAUCAACCCGGACAUCAGAGUGUUUGAUAAGAUUGGGGACAUAUCCAAUGAGAGUUUCGUUGAUUCGUUCAUCGAUGGAGUCUUCGCGGAAUUUUCAAGGCUCGACUACGCAGUGAAUUGUGCAGGAAUAUUAGGGGCCAACAUGAUCAAGGCGGUGGACAUGACGACCGAUGCGUUUGAUCGACUGAACAACAUCAAUUACAGAGGAUCAUGGCUCAGUUGUCGAGCCCAACUCAGGAACAUGUUGAAACAAGAACCGCUUUCAGAGUCACCGAAGCAAAGAGGAGCUAUCGUUAACAUUGCGAGUCAACUUGGAGUUGUCGCAAGACCAGGCGCAGCGGCGUAUUGCGCCUCAAAAGCUGCUAUCAUCAACAUGACCCGAGCAAACGCUAUUGAUUAUUCCGAUGUUCAGAUUAGAGUGAACUGCGUUUGUCCCGGUGUCAUUGAGACCCCCAUGACUAUGUCUUCCAAAGAGAUGGUAGAAGCGUUGAAACCUGCCAUCGAUAUCGCUCCCAUGAGAAGGAUGGGAACUCCAGACGAAGUUGCAGAUGCAGUCUUGUUUUUGUGUUCCCCUCGGGCUUCAUUUAUUCAAGGACACGCGCUCGUCGUAGAUGGCGGGUAUACCAUCAAUUAGAUCAAACAUCGAAUAAUGUGAGAAAUAGUCAGGCUUGAAGACAAAAAGAGCACAUAUAGUCACUAAAGCAAUUUUGUCUCUGCUCAACAAAGCUGUCUUAACAAGGGUAAUUAAUUUUAGCAUUUACUUGUUUGAUUCGGCAUUAUGGUAAUAUCAAAAAGUCAC
Dothidotthia symphoricarpi CBS 119687 is the source of this 1090-nucleotide messenger RNA. RefSeq names its product short-chain dehydrogenase/reductase-like protein SDR. Gene Ontology annotation, biological process: fatty acid biosynthetic process. The transcript has 3 exons. Gene Ontology annotation, molecular function: oxidoreductase activity, acting on the CH-OH group of donors, NAD or NADP as acceptor; quinone binding. Bases 122 to 925 code for a protein of 267 amino acids. The record is from RefSeq and is a predicted model, not a curated record. Lineage: Eukaryota; Fungi; Ascomycota; Dothideomycetes; Pleosporales; Dothidotthiaceae.